AUGUGGGCUGCCGGCUAUAAUUUGGGCGCCGACAGACUUCAGAAGUUGAGAAGACAGAAGAAGUCCAUCCACCGAUUCUCCCUCGCGACUGGAAGUAUCGGCGGCCAGGAGAGAGCCGUCGACGCCCGUCACCUGUUCGACGGAAUGCCUCCUAGGAAGGAGCGCAAGAGUGCGCCGCCGGUGAGCGGCGUCGACCGCAUCGGCGCCCUCCCCGACAGUAUCCUCCACCACUUGCUCUCCUUCCUCCCAGCGCAGGCUGCCGUGCAGACUUGCGUGCUCGCCCGGCGGUGGCACCAUCUUUGGAGGUCAACCACAGGCCUGCGCAUCGUCGCCCUUGACGAUGAUUACUAUGCUGAUGUCGAAGAACUCCGGAAGUUCGUGGACCAUCUUCUGAUCCUGCGUGAGCGCACCGACCUAGACUCUGUCGAGAUCGAAUUCAAUGAAUUCUGUGAAGAAGACCAGCCCUAUGUGAAGACGUGGCUCCGCUACGCUUUGAUGUGCAAAGUUCGCACGCUCACCCUUCGUGUCGAUGGCUCUAAAUAUUUCUACCUAGAAGACCUGCCUCUCGUCUCUCGGCAUCUGGGAACAUUAGACCUUGAUGGCGUAGGCCUAAAAGCCGCCUUUCUUGAUUUUGCUAACUGUCCAGUGUUAGAGAAUCUGAAGAUGACUUCUUGUCACAUCUGUGCUGGCAAGAUAUCGUCUCGUUCCAUGAAGCAUUUGAGCAUCACUAGCUGCCGCUCCGACUUGGAUUGCCGUGUCCGUGUUUCUACUCCGGGCCUUAUAUCUCUGAAGCUAGUUGAAUUUUCGGGUAGAACACCUUUACUUGAGAACAUGGCAUUGCUAGAGACUGCAUAUGUAGAUCUUGCCCAAAAUUACAAAGAUGAAUGUCUGAAUUAUCACUCUGGUGUUUCCUGUGGAGCUAAUAAUAAUGCAUGUGAGAAUUGUGUUGCUAUUAAAGACAAUUGCAGCAGCGAUUGUGUAGUUCUGGGUGGUAUCUCAAGUGCUAAACACCUCAAGCUGCUAUCUGGAAGUAGAAACUUCGUUUUCACAAGAGAUUUGAAACACUGCCCUACAUUUAGCAACUUAAAGACUUUGUUGCUCAACGAGUACUGGUGUGAAGCUCCUGAUUUGGAUCCACUAGCUUGCAUUCUGAAAAACUCACCAGUUCUAGAGAAGCUCACUAUUCAACCGUUGUCCAAGGGACCAGCUCAUAAAGUGGAAAUGAAAGUAUGCUACAGUUCAAUGGAGCGACCGUCUGGAAUAUCCGAGCACCUUAACAUAGUUGAAGUCAAGUGUAGUGUGGUCGAUGAGAGAAUUCUCAAAGUUUUGAAGUUCCUGUCUGCAUUUAACAUCUGCUUCAGUUUCUGAGUAAGCGUGACAAGAUCUGGGCUGCCAGUGGAUCUGCCAUCCCCCCUUGGCUAUUCAGAGAUCCAAGGCUUAAGCGUAUAUGCUGUGUGGAUGUUUCUAUCUUGUUUUUUUGCUUGUGCAUCUUAUGCUGAUUUGAGGUACGGUGUAGAAUCCGUGAUGCAUACAACUUAUGAACUCUAAAGAGUGAAGACUGCAGACCAUCUGGCUAGACUUUGCUUUACCGUAUCCUGUAAUAUCUAUUGCACUUUCGGUUCAUGCUUAAUUUACUUAGCUCUGAA
Messenger RNA from Lolium rigidum, 1646 nucleotides. Its product is annotated as F-box/LRR-repeat protein At4g14103-like. Bases 1 to 1368 code for a protein of 455 amino acids. Lineage: Eukaryota; Viridiplantae; Streptophyta; Magnoliopsida; Poales; Poaceae. The transcript has 6 exons. Gene Ontology annotation, molecular function: protein binding. The record is from RefSeq and is a predicted model, not a curated record.